This is a messenger RNA of Pocillopora meandrina, 11228 nucleotides long. NCBI's taxonomy places the organism in Eukaryota, Metazoa, Cnidaria, Anthozoa, Scleractinia, Pocilloporidae. The record is from the annotation of a GenBank genome assembly.
GUUCAUUUUAUCUGAUCUUGUCGAAGUGUUAUGAUGAACGAAGUUUUAGGAAGUUUUUUAGCUUUUACCGUUUUCUGUACAGAACUAAGGAUAAGCUUAGGCACACAGAAUCGCUGUAGUAGAGUUUCUAGUGGCAAAUAUCGGCACUUCUCGGAGAAUGAACGAAUUAAAUUAAGAGAAAAAGCUAAAGAGAUGUUUUACUUUGGGUAUGACAAUUACAUGAAUUUUGCUUUUCCUAAAGACGAACUCGAUCCGAUUCAUUGCACAGGAAGAGGACCGGAUCAUGACAAUCCGUGAGUGUUUUCUCGUUAAUUGUUACUACCACGCCAGUUGUGUUUACUAAGGAUGUAUGACGUUUACCACUGAUCUUACCUGAAAUUCAAAUUAUCCCCUUUAAUCAAGUUGUACGAAAUAUGUCUUUAAAUGGACCCAUGUAUAUGAACAUGGUUUCUUUGUAAGAGGAGUUCCUUACAAGGUAAUCAACGAAGAAACUCUUUUUAUUGAAGGAUCGAAGGUCACAGAUAAGUUGUAUUCGCAAUUUUGUCUUUGGUAUCUCAGAAGUGGUUGAUCAAUCAUUCAGUGGUUUUCGUUACAGCUGUGGCCAUAUUCAUAAACGGAAUACAAAAACCCUGAGACAUUUGCACUGAAUACAAUGAAAUUUCAUCAUAUGCUACGUAUUAGCUUUAUUACUGAAGCGCUUUGUGUUAUGUUGCUUUGAUGCUUUGUUAUUAAUCGGGAAACAAAAGUUAUUGUGCCUAUUGUGUAAUAUUUUACGUGAGCAAUUCCUUCCUACCAGCAAAAUGUUGAAUUUCAUUAUAAUAAUGUUAUUUUUUUCUCCUUGUUCAGGUCAAAUAUUAACAUCAAUGAUGUUUUAGGAGAUUAUUCACUGGGAUUGUUAGAAUCUCUUGGCACAUUAGCAGUAAGUAAUGACAAUGAAACUGGAUUUGUGCCAGAAUGUUGUCACACAAAUAUAUUCUUACUAAGUUCUACACUUGUAAGUUGUAAAAUUAGCAACUAGGAAUGGUAAUAGGACUGAGUAGAGUAUAAUUUUGGGAGUAGUCAGGCAAGGGAUUUCAAAUGGACAAAGUCAGUAGCAGGAAGCUGAUUUGAAGUUGCGAGUAUGAUUACUCCGAAUUGAUAGGCACAAAGUCUGAUUACCAUUUAAUUGUGUCAAUAACAAAAUGCGAGAACUCAGGAAUGAAAAAUUUUAUGUUGGAGCACAUGUGCAUCAUAUUGAUAUAUGUUUGUUUUCAAUGUGGAACUCUUCACCUGCUCACCUAAGUUUACUUUGUUUUGAUAGGCUAGCACUGAAUUCAUGGUUGAGUUUUAUUGGCUGAUGGCUGAAAGGGGUUAAUUUUAAUUGGCUGCUUAGCCUGUGUAAUUACUAGUCUUUGUAGUUGAACAGGUGAUAUAUGACAAUUUGGAGUCAUUUUUUCAUAAUAACUUUUCUCGCAGAUAAUGGGCAACAGCAGUGAAUUCAAGAGAGCUGUACAGCUUGUGAUUGAUUCUGUAACAUUUGAGAAGAAUAAUACAGUCCAAGUUUUUGAAGCCACAAUAAGGUAAUUUCAGGAGUAAUGAUAAACCAACCCUUUCACUCCCAAGAUCUAAUUAGUAAUUCUCCUUACUAUCUGCCAUACAAUUCUUAUGAUGUUAGUUCAGAGAGUUUGUCAUUGGAUCAACUAAUAAUCCCAUAAUUUAUAUUCUUCUCUAUUCUCAUCACCUGCCAGCUUGAUAUUGUAUUGAUAUUGUAAGGAGAAAUUUUGUCUUGGUCACUUGUGGGAGUGAAAGGGUUAGGCAAUUUGAAUAACCCUUUCACUCCCAAUUUCUAAAUGUUAAAUUCUGAACAUUGUACGCACUUUUGCCAUGCAUUUGUUAGGAUUUAGGAAAAAGACAAAAAAGUGUCUUGAUGAUCACUUCUAUAUACUUAAUCUACAUAUUGUAUCAAGUAAAGUAAUUUUAGCUGCAAUCUUAGCUGCAGUCCUAGAAAUUGCAGAAAAGGAGCCUGAAAAAAAAUUAGGCCUCAAACCCUUGCCUUCCAAGGCACUUAACCUUUUGACUCCCAUGAGUGACCAAGACAGAAUUUCUCCUUACAAUAUCAAUACAAUAUCAACAAGAUAGGUAACAAGAAUAAAGAAAAAUAUCAAUUUGGGGAUAAUUAGUUGAUCCAAUACUACAUUCUCUGAACUAACAUUUUAAGAAUUGUAUGGUAAGGAGAAUAACAAAUUUGAUCAGGGAGUUAAAGGGUUAACUACCAACUGAGCUACGAAGCCACAUGUAGAGAGCAUGAAACAUUUUUAGAAAGUUCUUCUUUCUGUGGAGGAAUAUGGUCACAUUAGUUUUAAAUGUAAAAAAUCUGGACUUGCGGAUGACAAACAUGUAAAGCAGCGCUCCUCUGAGUGAGCUGAAAUACCUAUAUCUCUGUGGUAAUUCUUGCAAAGGGAUCAAUAUUUUGUAUUUCUUUGGUUUAUUUUUUACAUUUUUUUUCUAUAGAGUUCUGGGAUCAUUGUUGUCUGCACACCUGAUUAUAAAAGAUCCUCUUCAACCUUUUGGUGAUAUGGUGCCGUUAGACUAUGAUAAUGAAUUAUUACUUCUAGCUCAUGACAUAGCAAAUAGGCUGAUGGCUGCAUUUGAAACGGCCACAAAAAUUCCAUAUCCUAGGGUAAGUAGAUGUGAAUACCACUCAAACCUAAUUACACCCUAACAUCAGUAUGCAUAUUCUCUAUACCCUCCUCUAUACAUUUCCCAAGGUGCUGAUAAGGAGAAUUUGUUUAACAAUCAAGAGCUUCUCUAGUUGGUGAUCAUAUUCUUUAUUCCCACAACCUUAAUGUGCUAUUCAGGGGCUUUUUUGGGAGGAGAAAUUAGAUGCUAGUCACUCUUGGAGUCAAAGACUUGUUAACUUGAAUUUAGGGAACGUUUGAUACAAUUCAUUCUGUUUGCUCCAAUUAGCUGUUGUCAGUAAUAAACUCACUUUUGGUUUAAUUAAUAUAUAAUACUUAAUCAAAAACUACUCAGAUAAAAGCUCAUUAGAAUACAUUGAAGGCUUUAACCCUUUAACUCCCAGAAGUGAUUAAAAUGUUACUUCUCCAAUAUAAAAUCCAUACAUUAUUCAGCAAACAGGUAAUGAGAAUAUUCAAAUUUAUCAGAUUGAAGUUGUUAUCUUGAUCGAACACCAAAUUCUUGUAACUAACUUAGAAGGAAAUAAAUAGCAGCCAGAUAGGAGAAUUGACAAUUAGAUCUUUGGACUUAAAAUGCUAAAAAGAAGUCAGAUCCAUUACAUUUGUUAUAAACCCAAAGGUGAGAAUGCCCUGAUAUAACAUUGGUUAUGUUUCCUUUUUUUUUUGUACAGGUAAAUUUAGUUGAUGGUCUGCCGUCAAUUUUAUAUAAUGAAACUUGUACAGCAGGAGCUGGUACUAUUAUAUUAGAGUUUGGAAUUCUCAGCAGGCUACUGGGUGAUCCAGUUUUUGAAAAUUUUGCACGCAAAGCAGUGGAGGCUCUCUGGAAGCGCAGGUCGUUAGAGACUGGGCUGCUUGGUGAGUUUACCCUUUACACCCUAACAUCAGUAUGCAUAUUCUCCAUACUGUUCCCCAUAUGUUUCCUUAGGUGCUGACAAGGAGAAUUUGUUGAAAAAUCAAGAGCUUCCUUAGUUGGUGAUCAUUUCCUUUAUUCUUGUGACACCAAUGUGUGAUUCAGGGGUGAUAUUGUAAGGAGAAAUUAGAUGCUGAUCACUCAGGGGUCAAAGGGAUAAUUCAUGUUAACCAUUUAACUCCCAAGAUAUGAUUUUAAAUUCUCCUCUUCAGCUGCUGCACAUUUACUUGUGAAUAAGCUAUGAGAAUUUGGUGUUAGAUCAAGACUACCAACUUCUACAGAUAAGUUUGAGUAUUCUCAUCACCUGUUUGCUGGAUAAUGUCCAGAUAUUAUAAGGAGAAGUUAUUUGUGAAUCAAUCCUGGGAGUUAAUAGAGGGCUUAUUAACCUCUUCACUCCUAGGAGUGAUAAAAAAUGAAUUGAACAGUUUGUAAACAAUUUUAAUCCACUCAACUUCGCCUCAUGGUUUAUAAACUUUUCAUGUGUUCUCUGAACAUCCCGUGUGGAUUAUAAUGCCAGUAAACUGAUGAAAAGAGCAUCUUAUUACUAAAAUAUGAUAGGUGAGGUUUCAAACUUCUUUUUCAUGUGUGAUUGCUCAUAGGAAAUGCUAUUAAUGUGGUGACUGGAGAAUGGACAGGAAAAAUGAGUGGAUUAGGUGCUGGCUUAGAUUCUUUUUAUGAAUAUCUUUUAAAGGUAAGAACCCAACUCAAAAUGAUGAUAUUCUCAGCAAAUUAGAUUGGAACUGGCUAUCAGCUAGUGGGGGUUUAGGUAUGCAUGCUCUAAGGAUAUUUGUCCUGUGAAUAUGUCAAAAGGCAAGAAGCUUCAAGUCAUGUGAAAAAUUGAUUGCACAAAAAUUUGUUUCCUUGUUUAUAGACACCUAAUAAUUAUUUUGAGCAUCUUGAAACUUGACCUGAACAUUUCAUAAUUCAACUCAAACCCCCAUCUUUGAUGUUUUGAGAAUUGAGGAUCACAAAUCGAGUUUUAAGGAUUGAAUUUGUAAGGGACUCUCAACUUACUUUUUGGCAGUAUUGUCUACAGGGAAAAAAACUUUGGUUUAUCUGCAAGGAAAAAGGGGAAAGACAUGUGAAUUUAUGAAUGCAUAGUAGGGAACUGUGUACUGAAAAGAUGGGGUCUUUGAAACAGAAAUAUGACCUUUGAAUAACAUAAAUCAAUUAACAUCCUGAUAUUGAACUGAAUAGGCAGCAUGUAUUUAUGUUAAAAUAUUAGCACUUAACUUGGAAUCCCAUUCAUUUUGCCCUUAAUGAGUGUGGAUAAACUUAACUUAUUUUACCAGGUUGGAGACAGCAAUAGAGUGUGACUAAUUUAGGGAGUGAGAAGGGGGGGAGGGGGGGGGGGUCAGCCAAUGAAAAAAUGGUCACCACACAGUAGAGGGUCAGGAAGCUUUUAAGCAUGGGCUUUCUCCAUUAGCACUACCCCUCCCCCUCUGAAUAAUGAAUGAUCGUUGCUCAGUUAAAUGUCGAUACCUCUAACAGAAGAACUCUUCUGAGUUUAAGUUCGAGUUUGAGUUUGAGUUUGAGCUUGAGCUUCACCCUCCCACCAGACAAUUCAAGUUUACCUUCAUUUUCGAAAUAUUUUAGCUCUGGAUGGGAGAGUAUAAUUUUUUUUCUUAAUUAACAAAGUGUAUUUUCUGCUUACUGCACAAGCAAGCCAGAUUCCAAGGAAUUUUGAAACUUUUUAUAUCUCCUGAUAGUCACCCAUCUUAAUUUUUUUUUUAUCUUGGAGUGUUUUUGGAACCCUUGCUGCCUUGUUUUUCAUCUGUGUAUAGAACUUAUAUCUAAAUUUUAUUCCUGAAUCAUUUUUUUACAGGGUUAUAUUAUGUUUGGGGAGACAGAGGAUCUAAAAAGAUUCAAUGAUAUCUACAAAGCCAUAAACAGAUAUCUUCGAAAAGGGUAAGGUAGUGUCUAUGAAACAGAGAAAAUUUCCUACAGCAGAAGAGAAAAGCUAACUUAUACCUACAGCUGUAUGCUGAAAUUGAGGGUCUACAGUGAGGUCUUUUUUCAGAAUCUGGAACUCGGUUCUUUCAGAAUCCGCAAUGCGUGUUGUUAACAUUUAAGGGUUAAGGUGAGCUAGAUUCGAGAUUUUGAAUUAAAACUGGCGAGACGAUGGAUUUGGAAACUCGACAUGGCGGAAAUCGUGAAAUAUCGCUUCAAAGAACCGCGAGAUCUGGGAAAGGCCGGUUGCGUACAGAAUUUUUAACUAGGAAAAUCAAGGUGCCAUCUUCAGAAAUCGGAAAUGCCUUUCUUUUGAAAGUCCUACGGAUGCUCAUUUCUUACCUAACGGUUGUGAAGCAUCAGCCUUAAAAAUUUUAACGAGCAUGUCCUUGAGUAUUGUAUCCAGCUUGUAUGGAAUGACAGGAGGGAUUAAAUUCACAUUCAUUUGGAGUAGACUGAGACAUCUAUUUUUCCCAUGUUGGUUAUUGCACAGGUAGCCCAAGCUCCCAGUGAGCUUCCGUAAAUGUGUAAUUUUUUUUUACUUUGCGUAAUGGGUGAAGAGCAAGGAUAUGUAUGAGAAUAAACGGUUGCACUCUUAACCUGAAAAAUCUCAGCUAAGUUUGAUUAAUAGCCCAUCGCACAAGGUAAACAUAUUUGUAUAUUUACGGGGAUUCAUUGGGCGAGCGUGGGUUACCUGUAAGGAAGUAAAUUUAUACACGUAAACACCUAAAAAUCUCCGAUUGUUACUUGUACUCCUGCAAAUGAGGCUGAUAGGCUCGUUCGAAUGUGCACGUGUUAAAAAAAAAAUGACCAAAAUUUAAGUGAAAAACUUUAACUUCCUAAGAUGUAAUACCUAUGACAUUAACAAUACAUCACUAUAUAAAAAUCUAUUAUUUAAAAAGAGCUAAAAAUUUGACAUGAACAUUUAGAAAAGUCACACACUCUGAAAGCAAAGAAUAAAAUAGAUCUGUGAAAAAUAAUAAUGAUAAUGAUGUGAUUAUUCUAAAGAGUAUUGAGCAAGAAUUUUUACUCUGUUUUAUUUUUCCUACAGUCGACCUAAAUGCAACGAAGGUAAUGGUUCGACACCCUUGUAUGUGAAUGUGCAUAUGAACUCCGGCCAAACAGCUAACCUGUGGGUAGAUGCUCUGUCAGCCUCGUUUGCAGGAGUACAGGUAACAAUUGGAGAUCUUCACUCGAGUAGUACUUAUUAUCCGGUGGUGGGUUGGUAACCAAUUAUACGACUCACGAGGUUAUUCUAGAGUGCAGCUUUGCGGGAUUACCGCAAUUCGAAAAAAAAAACUCUUAAAACGAAUGGUUUUUAGGGAACAAUCUUAGGGUGUUGUUUAGGGGGAAUGGAGGGGGAUCAGUCGUUGCGAGCAGAGUUUAAAAGGGGGACUACAGAGAAUUUACUGCCAAUGUGGGGGGAGGGGAGGGUGUCAUUACAAUACAACAGAACCUUAUGUUGGAGCUUGGAUACAUUUACGCGCGAGCAGAAUAUGAGUUAAGGACAAUUAUUUGUUGGUCACGUUGUCGUGUGUUGGUUAGUAAGAAAGAAGAAAAAUGUAUUGAAUGAUUAUAAAACUUGUUUUACUUUCGUCGGCUCAGGUGCUUAAAGGGGACAUUAGGGAAGCCAUUUGUACGCAUGCUCUGUAUUAUGCGAUCUGGAAAAAGUACGAGGCUAUGCCGGAGAGAUUCAACUGGCAAACUAAACAGUCAGAGGUUCACUUCUCUCCAUUACGACCGGAGCUGAUUGAAUCAACUUACCUUUUACAUCAGGUGAGAUGCUUGAUAAAUAGGAGAUCUGUCAGACGUAGUGGCCUCGUGGUUAGGGCGUUGGACUUCCGCUGGAGAAGUCUGGGUCCGAGCUCUGGCCGAUUUGGGCAAAUUACUUUACUUUCGCCGUGUUUCUUUCCACCCAGGAAUGUAUUGCAUACCUGAUCAAUUUGUCUAUUUGUCACAGGCCACCCAUCACCCGUUCUACCUCCACGUUGGCAGAGAAAUCAUGAGGGACAUAGAAAAACACAGCAAAGCAAGGUUCGUGUGUGUGAUGUUGUUGGUGUUUGUGUGUUCGUUUGUUUGGUUUCGUCAUGAUCACCUGAGUGUGGAUCAGUUUUCGGCUGAAAUUGGUAAGUUUUGAGGGACGAAAGUGUGGUGCUGAAAAGAUAUUUUAAACUCCUGUUGAGGGAGAAUUUGAAGGAGCGGUAUUCCUGAAAUAUUGCAGCAAUAAUUAACAAAUAGACAUCGAAGUGGAGGAGAAUAGAGGUGGAUAUUUCACCGCAUUGUUUUAGUAUAUACCACAGAGUUACUUUUGAUAAUUGGUGUAUUUCUUUCAAUAUCCCGAACAAUGGUCGAAAAUUUAACUCUUCACGCCAUUUUGUCCCAUCGGCCACUUGGAGGUGAAUAGUAACCAGCCAGUCAGCGCGCGCGAAAAGCUCUAUUCGUGUGGUACAUGCGGACAAACUUUUACUCUUUUUAUGCCGCUAAGUUAUGAUUAAUUUUGACUGCCUUUUGAUGCACUUUGCCAUUUUCAAUUGAAGUUCUGUUUGGUUUCAGGUGUGGUUACGCUACCUUACAUGAUGUGAAUGACAAAACUCAAGAAGAUAGGAUGGAGAGCUUCUUCUUGAGUGAAACGUGCAAAUAUCUUUAUCUCGUAAGUACUGAAGUAUUUGUAACCGAUUAUCACUUGCGAGUGUACAAGAAAUGAAAAUGUAGAAUUGAAAUGAUAAUCUUGAAGCUCACCAAGAACUCUUUCUUUCACUGGAUCAAUCAAAAGUAGCGUAGCAGCGUAACGAGUCAAGCCACUUUGCCUUAGUGUCAAAUGUAAUUCAGGAGUAGAUUGGCUUUGCUUUGCCUCGUGCUGUGGUUGGUCUUCAAUCCUUGCACCACCUUCACAACCAAUCGGAUGCAAGCAAAGUCGCCCGCGUUUCCCGCGCUUUAUCGAGUUUACUUGUAGGUAAUUUAGUGUUAACAACUGGGUUGAAAACGUAAAUUAGCCACCGUAAAGGGUAAAAAAGCUGACGUUUCGAGCGUUAGCCCUUCGUCAGAGCGAUUGACGAAGGGCUAACGCUCGAAACGUCAGCUUUUUUACCCUUUACGGUGGCUAAUUUACGUCAGAGCGAUUGACGAAGGGCUAACGCUCGAAACGUCAGCUUUUUUACCUUUUACGGUGGCUAAUUUACGUUUUCAACCCAGUUGUUAACACUAAAUUACCUGCUUUAUUCUCCCACCGACGCAGCACCACAGUUUCUUUAGAAACUUACCCCUUUACUAGUUUACUUGUACUCACUUCGUGUUCUUACUUGUGCUCUGAUUGGCCGCAGUGAUAACUUUGGUCACGGUUUCAUAGCACGUGACCCAAAGCCCCCAAGCGACUGAUUGUUUCUUUUUUUUCACAGCUAUUCGAUGAAAACAACCAUCUCAACCAGGACGCUUCAAACUACAUUUUUAGCACAGAAGGACAUGUCUUUAGAAUCGACUCUCGGUUUAGGAAAAGGCCAUGGGAUGAAGAGUCGAAAAUGUUUGCACAGAGGACAACGAAAAGAACUUUCCACACCCAGUCCUCAGGGGGUUAUAAUGACAGUAUUGGGGUAGGUGCCCUUGAGUAGGCCUUGAGAUUUUGUUGUUUAGUUUGUUGUUUGGUAUUCUUUGUGUCAACUAUACAAAGUUCCAAAACGUUUAUAUGUCUGUUUGUUUUUUUUUACUUAUUUUGCUCGCUUUCGUUCAUUUGUUCGUUUUUCUCUGUGUCCUUUUGUCCGUGCAUUGGAUCUGUAACUCGUUUUUUAUCUCGCUUCUUGGUUCGGUCAGUGGGAAUUUUGUUUGUUUGUUCCUUCAAUACACAAUUCCCUCGGUUGUUCGUUUGUUCAGUCGGUCGGUCGGUCAGUCGGUUGCUCGGUAGGUCGGUCGGGCGGUCGGUCGCUGAUUCGGUCUGUCGUUUUGUUAGUCGGUCGGGCGGUCGGUUCGUCGGUCUCUCGGUGGGUCAGUUUGCCGUUCGCUCGGGUGGUCGUUAAAUUGGUCUUGCUUUUAGGAGUUCGUUUCUUUGUUCGGUGAUCUUCCAAGUGUUUGUUCGUUUCUUCGUUCCUCUUCAUUUCCCCUUUGAGUUCAUUCCUUUGUUUUUUGUUGUUUUGUUCUGUCUUUGUUUGUUUGGCUGACUUUCUUUUUUUUUAUCGCUGAAUGUUUGGUUGCCUCUUGGAACCAAUCAAUCAGCGAAACGCAGCGAGCGAACCAUGGAGCGUACACGCGAAGCCUUCUUGUACGUGUUUUGUUGUUCGUUCGUCCUGUCUGUUCUGUUCUGUUCUUAUCAAUAAUACUUUCAUCGGUCACUAUCUAUUUAUUUCUCAGUGCGUCAGCUUUUGUAGUGACCUGAAUAGUCCUCUACCAAUGGACAUUCGAUACUGGAAAGAAGUAGAAGCAGCAGUUGGUGUAUGAUAGCUGUGCCAAUUACGCUGGGAAUAAACAACAAACAGCUAAUCGCGGCACAAGUUCCUUCACAUUGUGACUGCUACAUGGUACAACUGGAAAAUCAUUCAACUUCCCGGAAUCUCUUUCACACUACUACUAAAUGAUGUUUUAAUUCAGCUCAAACUGACGAUUAAAACUACAAUACGUUUGAGUCAAAGGGUUUUCUGAGAACUUGCAAUUUGGGGAUUUCUUCUCAAGCAACUAUGGACCAUUGCGUUUUCUGGCUUGAGGCUUAGCGCAUAUUUUAUGGACUAAUCCAGCACCUGGUUGCUGCGUCAAAGAGAUGAUCACUUGUCUCCAUGUACACUAGAUGUCUUAAAAGGGAAUUUUUUUUUAUCGCUACUACAGACUAAUGUACCCAGAAAGUGGUCGAUCAAGUGAGACAUCAUAUCAAUGAAACUAUGUCGAAGUGCUUUGAAAGAUUUUCUGAAGUGAAAGCUUCAACGGAAGUAUUCUCUCAAGAGUGGAAAAGUCAAGUGGGGGGAGUUAGGAAAAUGGAGGCUUAAUUUCCACGUUUCAUUUUUUUAAUUGAAAAAUGUCGAAGAUUUGUGAAAAAAUGGUUCGCGGCUGGAAUAACGCGACGUUUCUUCCCGGACAAGAGAAUGAUCGGAUGCCUUGGGAAAUUUUUAAGCUUGCUCGUUGCGCGUUGUGCUCAAAGUCCCUUUCGAAAAGUUCAAGUCGUUAUCAGUCCAGCUCUCUAUCAUAGGACUCCCAACCGCACGUCCCAUUUGUGGAGGGAACUUUUAAGAAUGCUAUCAGUCUACAUUAGAUGUAAGUUUGGCAAAAGUCGACCACAGAGCCACGCUGAAUUCAAUUCAUAGAAAAAAAGGAAUAAACUGAUGGUGAACGAUAAAACGGAUUUACAGAUUGUAAGGAAAAAAUAGCUAAGGAAAAAAAAGACAAAUUAAAACUUUUCUUGGUUGGUUUUAUAAGGGAAAUGGCAAAUUUUGUAAGAAAAACAAGUGAACAAAAUGGAAGUAUAUACCUAGAGAUUGAAAAUGUGUGUUUUUCAGUUCCGUUUAUAUGACAGUAACUUGAUGUUUACAGCUGAUAGCUAUACGUAUUAAUGUCAGUAUCUGUAAAAAUGCGCACCUACCCCUCCCCUAACCCAAAAACAGUCAACUGAUAGCAAAUUAGGGUUUAUGUUGGCUUAGGGGAGGGAUAGGUGUACAGUUGUCCAUUGAGUAGUCCCGCAAGUGCUAUACAGCUAAUAAAUCGUCAAUAAACUUUGCGGC